Schistocerca cancellata (South American locust) is the source of this 7379-nucleotide messenger RNA. RefSeq names its product inositol hexakisphosphate and diphosphoinositol-pentakisphosphate kinase. Gene Ontology annotation, cellular component: cytosol. The record is from RefSeq and is a predicted model, not a curated record. The transcript has 27 exons. The coding region runs from base 301 to 5271 and encodes 1656 amino acids. Gene Ontology annotation, biological process: inositol phosphate biosynthetic process; inositol metabolic process. Gene Ontology annotation, molecular function: inositol hexakisphosphate kinase activity; diphosphoinositol pentakisphosphate kinase activity; 5-diphosphoinositol pentakisphosphate 1-kinase activity. NCBI's taxonomy places the organism in Eukaryota, Metazoa, Arthropoda, Insecta, Orthoptera, Acrididae.
GACGCUAUCAUUGUACAUCUCUGGCCUAGCAGAAAACUUUGUGGACAUGUCGCGAUAAGUUUAAGAUGCCGCAAAAGUUUUACUCUUGUGUGAAAGUCAUUAAAGUGUUGAAUAAAUGAGAGAUUGUGUGAUGUGUAAUGUGGUGGCCGAACUAUAGACUAUUAUGUGUCUAGUGACAUUAUUCAGACUAUCAGAAAUAAAGUGUAUUUGUACGCAUCGUUUUGCCUGACUAUGAUGUUUCAGACAGAGAAGAAAGCAGGUGACUGAGUUACAUGGCUCAGCCCGUGAGCAGUCCCAACCAUGUCAUAUACUGAGCUCGAACAUGGUUACCAGGGGCUGAGAAAUUCAAGGAAUCCUCUUUAUUGCGAAGAACCAGAAGGUGCUGGUGGUGGUGGUGCUGGUGGUGGGGUUGGUGUUGGCGUUGGUGUUAGUGCUGGUGGUGGAGUUAGAGCUGUGAAAACGUGGGGCAAUCUGACAGAAUACAGAGAAGAUGGCGGUGGAGACACUAAACAAGUUGUUGUUGGAGUAUGUGCUAUGGCAAAGAAAUCACAGUCAAAACCGAUGAAAGAAAUCCUGACAAGACUUGAAGAAUUUGAAUUUAUUAAAAUUGUGAUAAUACCUGAAGAAAUUAUUCUAAAAACAUCUGUGGAACUUUGGCCAAAGUGUGACUGUCUUAUUUCCUUUCAUUCGAAGGGUUUUCCAUUGGAUAAGGCUAUUCAGUAUGCUAAUUUAGUAAAACCCUUUAUAAUUAAUAAUCUGCAUAUGCAGUAUGAUAUACAGGAUCGGAGAAAGGUAUAUUCCAUUUUAGAAAAGGAAGGAAUUGAAAUACCACGUUAUGCUGUCCUGGAUAGAGAUUCCCCUGAUCCAAAACAUCAUGAACUUGUGGAAUCUGAAGACCAUGUUGAAGUUAAUGGGAUCAUCUUCAAUAAACCAUUUGUUGAAAAGCCAGUUUCUGCUGAGGAUCAUAAUAUUUAUAUAUAUUAUCCAACUUCAGCAGGGGGAGGAAGUCAAAGACUGUUCAGAAAGAUUGGAAGCAGAAGCAGUGUAUACUCAGCAGAAUCAAGAGUCCGCAAGACAGGUUCAUACAUUUAUGAAGACUUUAUGCCAACUGAUGGCACCGAUGUGAAGGUGUAUACUGUUGGCCCUGACUAUGCCCAUGCAGAAGCACGUAAAUCCCCAGCUUUGGAUGGCAAAGUUGAACGUGACAGUGAAGGAAAGGAAAUUAGAUAUCCUGUAAUAUUAAGCAAUGCAGAGAAGCUGAUAUCAAGAAAAGUUUGUUUGGCAUUCAAACAGACUGUGUGUGGAUUUGAUUUGCUGAGAGCCAAUGGAAAAUCUUUUGUUUGUGAUGUGAAUGGAUUUAGUUUUGUAAAAAAUUCUAACAAGUAUUAUGAUGACUGCGCCAAAAUAUUGGGCAAUAUGAUUCUUCGUAAGCUUGCCCCAACACUCCAUAUACCUUGGUCUAUACCAUUCCAACUUGAUGAUCCACCAAUUGUGCCAACAACUUUUGGAAAAAUGAUGGAGCUGAGGUGUGUUGUUGCUAUUAUUAGACAUGGAGAUCGGACUCCAAAACAGAAAAUGAAGGUUGAAGUUCGACAUCCAAAGUUUUUUGAGAUAUUUGAAAAGUACGAUGGUUAUAAAGAUGGCCAUGUUAAACUGAAACGCCCAAAACAGCUGCAGGAAAUACUGGACAUUGCUCGAUCUCUUCUGAGUGAGAUUGAGCUAAGAGAAGCUGAUCCAGAAAUUGAAGAGAAACAAGGAAAACUAGAACAACUGAAGAGUGUUUUGGAGAUGUAUGGGCACUUCUCAGGGAUUAAUCGGAAAGUGCAGAUGAAAUACCAACCAAAAGGGAGACCACGAGGCUCAAGCUCUGAUGAUGAUGUGCCCAAAGAGCCAUCCCUUGUCCUAAUUCUAAAAUGGGGUGGUGAAUUGACACCGGCUGGUAGAAUACAAGCCGAAGAGCUGGGAAGGAUCUUCCGCUGCAUGUAUCCAGGAGGACAAGGUAGACAUCUGAGUGGUGAAUAUGCUGGAACACAAGGCCUCGGAUUACUGCGCCUGCAUUCAACUUUCCGUCAUGAUCUUAAAAUAUAUGCAUCGGAUGAAGGACGGGUGCAAAUGACAGCAGCUGCUUUUGCUAAAGGCUUAUUGGCACUUGAAGGAGAACUCACACCAAUCUUGGUCCAAAUGGUGAAAAGCGCAAAUACGAACGGUUUAUUAGACAAUGAUUGUGAAUCAAGCAAAUACCAAAAUAUGGCCAAAGCUCGUCUCCAUGAACUUAUGCAAAAGGAUGCUGACUUCACAAAAGAGGACCGUGAGAAGAUUAAUCCGUGCAAUGCACUAAGUAUCAACACUGCAUUGGACUUUGUGAAGAACCCUGUUAAGUGCUGUGAGCAUGUCCAUCAACUGAUUCAAAAACUGAUGAAUAUUGUAAGGAUUAAAAAAGAUGAUGCGAAAACUAAAGAUGCUGUCCUUUACCAUGGUGAAACAUGGGAAUUGAUGGGUCGUCGCUGGGGAAAAAUAGAAAAAGAUUUUUGUACAAAAAAUAAAACUUUUGACAUAUCUAAAAUACCUGAUAUCUAUGACUGUAUAAAGUAUGAUCUGCAGCACAAUCAACAUACUCUGCAGUUUGAGCAGGCUGAAGAACUUUAUAUAUAUGCAAAGUAUUUAGCAGACAUUGUAAUACCACAGGAAUACGGCUUAACAGUCCAAGAAAAACUUACCAUAAGUCAAGGCAUAUGUACACCGCUCCUCAAAAAAAUACGUGCAGAUCUGCAAAGGAAUAUUGAGGAAUCUGGCGAAGAAACUGUCAAUCGUUUAAAUCCGAGAUACUCCCAUGGUGUUUCAAGCCCUGGUCGCCAUGUUAGAACGAGGCUAUAUUUUACCAGUGAGAGCCAUGUACAUUCACUUCUAACCGUUCUGAGAUAUGGUGGUUUACUUGAUGUUGAAAAAGAUGAACAAUGGCGCCGGGCAAUGGAGUAUGUUAGCAUGGUCUCGGAACUGAACUAUAUGUCCCAAAUUGUAGUUAUGCUGUAUGAAGAUCCAACUAAAGACCCCUCUUCAGAAGAAAGAUUCCAUGUGGAAUUACAUUUCAGUCCUGGUGUCAAUUGUUGUGUUCAGAAAAACUUGCCUCCAGGCCCAGGGUUCAGGCCACACAGCAGAAAUGAGACUGGGAGCACACCUUCAGUGACAGAUGAAAUGCCUUCUGCUGGAAAUGGUACCCCAGGAACACCUGGAAGCCCUUCCCAAAGCAGCUCAGUUGAAGAAACUGCGAUCCAGGUGCCAGAGUAUGAAGCACAGCCAGACAUUUCAUCGGCACAUAGUCCACCGUCAGAAAAGGCUGAUGAAGAAGAAGAAAAUUACAACUCAAAAGCUACUUCAUCUCAGCCGAUACCUAUAAGGUCACCAUUGGCAAAAGGAAUCAGCAGUACUGAAGCUUCAGAGUUGGCGUUACGUCUGGCAUGUGAAGUUUAUGGCCAACAGAGCAACAGGAGCUCAUCAUAUGGGGGUGAUGAACCACCGAGUCCUGAUGGUGAAUUCCGCUCAAAGAGCUAUGAAAAUAGGAGGAGAGAGAGAAGUGCAGUCAAAAGAGCAUCUGCAAAAUUCACAAAUUUUGGAAAACAUUGUUACCUAACACUUCCAUCGCCUUUAUCGCGUUCAAAGUCUUCCCCAAGCCUUAUGCCUAAACCCGCACCUGUUGUAGAAACAAUCCCUACACCAUCUUUUUCAGAUCGUAUUGCAUCAUGGCGGCACAACGCACAGAAAGAGACCUGUUAUCUUAGGAUGCUGGGAUUCCCUGUUGAAGGUUCUGGAUUUAAACUGCAGAGGAAAGUGGGUGCUUCUACAAGGAGCCUUUUCAGCACUGCAGUCAUUAGUGGGUCAUCUAGUGCUCCCAAUUUACGAGUUUCAACUGUUUCUAAUGUUUCUGCAAUUGAAGGGUGUGGUGGAGUGCCCCCCAUACGGCCUCUAGAGACUUUACACAAUGCUCUGUCACUGAAACAACUGGAUUGUUUCCUAGAGACUGUUACAUCUGCACCUCUGUUUCGCUCACCGUCCUCUUCGCCUCCAAAUUUUCCAUCUACACCACAUUCGUCACUGGUUCUUCAUCACUUGCCAUUGCAGUCUCCAAGCAGUAGUUUACAGUGGAGUGGUCCACCUUCAUUUGUAUCCAGCAGUGGAGCUUCCUCACCAAAUGGAGCUGAGUUUUCCAUGCGAGAUGCAAUGACUGUGGAAAACCGUGAUAGACCUGAAAAUGUAAUUACUACUAAAGGAUAUGACUUCACUGCUGCAAUGGCACAAAUUUUUCCAACAGUAUUUGAUCAAGAUUUGUGUGAUAUAAAUAUAUCAGACCAUGGAAAUGCAGAUACUUCCAGAGCCAUAAUGAGGGACACUUUUAAUGUGAGUGGAAUUUACAGUUGCCGAAAUAUGGGGUCCUUCAGUGGGAGCGAAUGCCUGUCUGGCCUUGAUAGUCGAGAUGGUGCUGACAGUGGUGAAGUAACUCCUGUUUCUGUCUCUGCAAGUUCUGAAUUUGAAUUUGAUGGGUACUUCUCUAAUAUUGAAUUAGAUACUUCAGAUUCUACUGUAAUAGAGAAUGUACCCAGCACUGUAAGACAAGAUAAUGUACAAGAAACUCAGGAAAAUGCUGUUGUGAGUUUCUCUGGAAAGUCAGUAGUAGAUUCACUCGGAACCUUUACUGUUAAGGACACUAUUGCAAGCAAGAAGGAUAGAAGUAUAGGACUUGAUGGGGCCAAGUUUUUAUCUUGGCUUGAAACCACUGAUGUUUCAGAAGCUCGUGAGAGGCAGGGACCUGAGGAGUAUGCAGUGGAUGCUGAAAAUAUGGUAGAUGCUGAAAUUGAUGUUACAGAUGAAGAAGACAAGACAAUAACAUCAUCUAUGACCUCCACCUCACCUGCAAGGAAAACUAUCUUUCAGGUGUUUGGUGACAAUGCACUACGAGCUUCAUGUAAUCCAGCAGAAUCAGACGCUAUGGCGGGGGGAGAGCCUGUGCCAGAACAUAACACUGAGAAAAAAUCUCCAUUUUCCAUACACUCCAGACUGUAUGUGUGGCCUAGUGAUCGUGGUGACAGUUCUAGAUCCCAGUCAGAUAAUAACAUUCAUGUGUGGGACUCUUCUUUAGCCAUUGAGGUACCAAGUGAGAAAAUAAAGUCAGAGCCAGCUUUAUCCGAGGCUGUUGUGGAGCAAGCAGCUGCAAACUGUGAACAGUUGCAUUCACUUCCUGAUAGUUUAGAUGUAAGUGAAAAACAAGAUGUUGUUUAGAUGACACAGUUUUCAUUAGAUAUGCAAAGAAUAUGAGUGAGAUAUUCACUUUGUGAAACCUAACUGAUAAUACAUGAAUUAAACUCUUAUGCUUCCAUGAAUUUAAGCAGGAAGUAUACAUAAUGUGUGAUGGUAAACGUAAUAAAAAAUCAAAAUACAGUUCUUGAGACCUGACAGGAUGAAGUUUUGUUAGUUUCUUUAGUGCCUUCAAUGCAUUCAGGUCUGUCAUUGGCUGGAAUGAUACUGGCAAUUCUUGCUCAUUUCAUUGAUGAUAUGUAGAUAGUGCAAUAAUAUAUACAAGCACAGUGUGUUUGCAGGCUGAUGUUCAUUUUUUUAAGGCUCCUCUUUUGAUUCAGUGUUCUGUCGUUAAUAGAAAUUGUAAUUAUAGUGAUUAGCUCUAUUUUAUAACAUGGAACUGAAAGUAAAGAACAUUGUGUUAUUAACAAGAGAUAGUUUAGCUAGAAUUAUUAGAAGUAAAAUGUUUCUACAAAUUUUGUCUGUGGCACCAUUGACAGACUGAGGAUUCAUGUAGUUGCCUUAUUUUUAUGUGAGCUCCAGGAGUGUAUGGUGAAAAAUGUUUCACAAUUAUUUUGAAUAAUUACCUAUGUGAGAUGGAUAACCAACAUCUCAUUUAUAAAGGUCUCAUAGAGGGGGACAGUGGGAAAGAAUGUUUGUCAAAUAGCUACUGAAUUCUCCCAAAGUAAAAGAGCAAUCCAUGAAAGGUGGUUUUUAGAGCCACUUCUUUCUCCCUCUUCCCUCCCUCCUCCCUCUUCCAUUUGCUCCCAUUCAGUCUCCUUUGAGCACAGUGACAACUGUGUUCAACACAUAACAUUCAUUUUGGAUAGGAAUAGGGUUCAACUCCGUGUCUGGCCAUCCUGAAUUAGGUUUCUUGUCAUUUCCCUAAAUCGAUUAACAUGAAUGUUGGUACAGUUUCUUUCAAAACAUAUGGUCAACAUCCUUACUCCAUCUCUGAUGACGUCAUUGACCCCUAAUCUUCCAUUCUGUCCUCUUCCCUCACACUUCAAUUCUUCUCCCAUUUCACUUGCUCUCCUCCUUUCUGCUCUAUCUUUCUCUACCAUUUCAUCCUCCUUCCAUGGUCUUCUUUCUUCCUCUCACCCUAAUGUCACCUUACUCCCCCCCCCCCCUCUCUCUCUCUCUCUCUCUCUCUCUCUCUCUCUCUCUCUCUCUCUCUCUCUCUCUCUCUCUUACUGAAAGAAAUCUCCAUUGAGAGGUUUGCUAAUUUUAAGUAUUUAUGAUUUAUGUAAGGCUGUUUUUUUGGGCAAAGCCUUGUAUAUAUGAUGCUACCUGCCAAAGUGUAAAUGUUUUGUUCUUUGUGAUUAUUUUAUCUAAUGCUAACAGAAUUGUUGUAAUAUUAUGGAAGAGGGAGGGAGAGGGAUAGAGAGAACAAUUUUGUUACAAUCUGGUUAAGUAAGCAGAUGAGGAUUUAUAUAUAAUUGUUGUAUGGAAAAUAUAUGUGAUAAAAGUGCUGUGUGUGUAUCUGACACAUAAUUUUUGUGGAUAAACACUGUCAGUUAGUAGAAGGAAAGAGAGUGACAAAAACAUUUGACUGUGUGUAUGUAAUCAAGUGAGUAUUAAGACAGAUAUUGAAGGCUUGACUUUGAGUUUUCCGUGGGAAUAAAAUUUCAGUGAAACUUAUUGGAGAGAUUAUUAUAUUUUCAAGCUGCAAAACAACUCACUUGGGUGUCAUGAACAUGUUUGUUCUUGAAAGUGGGACAAUUUUUAUGAUGUAAAGAUUAAGAUUAUAAUUAUGAAUCUUCUAUGGAAAAUAUUGGUGAUAAAAGGGCUGUGGUAUGUAUAAUUUUCACAGAGAGGUGCUAUGAGUUAGUAGAAGGAAAGACUCGUGAACAGAAAAAUACUGACGGUAUUUAAUGGCUUUGGUGAAAUGUAGUAAAUAGUGCAGAGUUGUUAUUUAAUGGUGGGAGUUAGACAACUAGUUUUAACUUUCCCGUACUAUGUGACAGUUUCCUCUGAAAUGUAAAUAAUAUAUGAUUGUUACUGUUGUUUGUUCAAGAUAUUUGAAUAAAGCAUACAGACAGCAUUAUCUAACAGUUUUUAUAUUUCAGUUGCAAGGUGUAAUAAAAAAAGUA